This is a messenger RNA of Python bivittatus (Burmese python), 1149 nucleotides long. It is a transcript of the gene ABRA, whose product is annotated as actin binding Rho activating protein. The record is from RefSeq and is a predicted model, not a curated record. Gene Ontology annotation, biological process: positive regulation of Rho protein signal transduction; positive regulation of transcription by RNA polymerase II. Gene Ontology annotation, molecular function: actin binding. Gene Ontology annotation, cellular component: sarcomere. Lineage: Eukaryota; Metazoa; Chordata; Lepidosauria; Squamata; Pythonidae.
AUGCCUCCAGAAGAACAUCAGUGUGCCACACCUGCCAAGAGGGCCAUCAAAAAGAUCCGAAUGACUAGCUUAGUUAUCAGCUUGGCCCGAGGUUGGCAGCAAUGGGCAACUGAACACAACACAAAGCAAGCACAGGAACCUAGUGGAUGGGUGCCUAAUGAAGAGAAAUCACCAAAUGCCCCAAGAGAGCAGAUGUUUCCCAAACAUCAGUCAAAAGAUGAGAUACAGUUUCCACUGAAACAGCAAGUGUCAAACAAAGAUGGAGAACAAAGUCCACGUGAGUCAUCAGAAGCUCUUGAGAAAUUUAACAUUAGAAGUAAAGAAGUUACCAAAACCGUAGCAAGGACACUCUCUGAAAGAAGCAGUGACAUUGGUCUCCUCAGCAACAAAUAUGAAAAAGAUGAAUUUGCUGAGACAGGAAAGAUCACCAAUGACCCUAAAAAUAUUGAUCAAAUUCUUAGUAGUAAAGUGUCUCCUACAAGAAGGAGAAAGUGUUCCAAUCUAGUAACAGAAAUGACAAAGGGAUGGAAGCGUUUAGAACAAGAAGAACUACAGGAUUAUCGCAGCAACAGCCUGGAUACAGAGGACAGUGACUAUGCUGAAGACACAGAGGACAGACUUGACAUAGAUCAUAAUAUUCAAGAAAUACGGCAUGUUGUGAGGAUAAAACAUCCCAUGGCCUCAUAUAAAAAUAGAAACAUCAAGUUGUCUAAGAAUUAUAGCCCUGUCUACACUCUAAAGGGGCGAUGGGAAGAAUGGGCUGAUGAGCAUGUGACAAUACAAAAACUCAACCCUUUCAGUGAAGAGUUCGACUAUGAGCUUGCUAUGGCCACCCGUUUGCGUAAAGGAGACGAGGGCUAUGGCUAUCCUAAAGAAGGCACAAAAACAGCAGAACGGGCCAAGAGAGCAGAGGACCAUAUCCACCGGGAGAUGAGAGACCUGUGUUUCAUCAUCAGAACAAUGGCUCAGCCCCGACGUGAUGGCAAGAUCCAAGUCACUUUUGGUGAUCUCUUUGAAAGAUAUGUUCAUAUUUCAGAUAAAGUGGUUGGAAUACUCAUGAGAGCCAGAAAACAUGGGAUGUUAGACUUCAAGGGAGAAAUGUUGUGGCAAGGCCGGGAUGAUGCUGUUCUAAUAACUUUGUUAGAAUAA